AUGGCCACUAGAGUGCGCCAGUCAACUGCUGCUCCCAGCCGGGCAUCGACAGUAGCACCGACUCCAGCAAAAUCGGGGACACAACUGCCACCCUACGAAGCGCCGUCAUUCCCACUCAAUCCAGCAGCACAACGAGCACUUGACAACCUCACCCGCACCCACAACUUGAAGAAACUGGACGACAGCAUCACAGAUGCGCAAAAGGCACUCCAAGACGUGGCAGCCGGGAUCAAUGACAGACUCUCUGAACGCGAGAAGCAAGUCUCGAAGAAACGAAAGGCGCAAGCUCCAGAUCCGACGCCAGACGAUGCGGCAGAGGCGGGUGAGGAGGGUCAAAACCUCGACGAGCUAAGGGACAAAGUGCAGAGGAUGACGACGCGCAUGGAUGAGAGCAUACGGAAGUUGAUUGACGGGCAGCAUAGCGUGCAGGCCAUCAGAGAAUCCAUUGCUGCUACAGCCACGGAUGCGAGGGCGAGCGCUAGUACGCAAGCUAGCACACAGGCCGGUCCCACUCAGCGACGGAGGAGACAAGAUGGCGAAGAAGGCGAUGGCGAGGAGGACGAAGAGUACCAGGACUUCACCCCCACCGACCCCCGAGGCGGCACCCAAGCCCAGAAAACAGCCAUCGAGACCUUCCGCUCCAAACUCGAGGACUCCAAAACCCGCUACCAAUCCCACAGCCUCGCCGAGCGCUACGCAGAAAAUAACACAUACCGCGACUUCAGGCGCGUCGUCCACGACGCCCAACACCACGACGGCGACGUCCCGCUCGCCCACCACAGCGACUGGUUCGACGAGGGCCCAGCCCCCGCCCCAGGCAUGACGACCCGUGCACGCGCCGACGCCGACGCCGACGACGAUUCCGACGACGAUCUCGCGGUUUCAAGGAUGACGAUCAGCACGAAGUGUCCACUCACCCUGACGGAAUUCAAACAGCCGUUGACAUCGAGGAAGUGCCCGCAUAGCUUCGAGUCCGCAGCAAUACUCAGUCUCCUCAGCACAUCCGCCACCCGCGAAAACGGGCGUGCAGGGGAGAAAAUCGUCCAGUGUCCCGUCUCCGGCUGCUCGCAAACCUUAACAAAGAAUGACCUCCACACGGACGCAGUACUCGUACGGCAGAUCAAGCGACUCCAACGCUCCCGCGAACUCGAAGAGGAAGACGGGGACGACGACCAGGACGGCGCGAACGGGGCUACGGUUGUCGAAGAUGGGGAUGAUGCGGCGGAUGUGGAUGAUAUUGUUGAAGGAAGGACGCAGGUUAAGGGGGAGCCGCAGAGUGGGCGGACGCCGGCGGGGAUGAGGAGGAGUACGGAGGAGGAGGUGGUUGAGGUAGGGAGUCAGGAGGAUGAGGAAGCGGGGGAGGGGGAGGAGGAUGGGGAUGUUACGCAGGAUGAGUGA
Molecule: messenger RNA, 1398 nt
Organism: Saxophila tyrrhenica
Lineage: Eukaryota; Fungi; Ascomycota; Dothideomycetes; Mycosphaerellales; Extremaceae
Exons: 1
Coding region: 1-1398 (465 amino acids)
Biological process (GO): protein sumoylation; double-strand break repair via homologous recombination
Cellular component (GO): nucleus; Smc5-Smc6 complex
Molecular function (GO): SUMO ligase activity; zinc ion binding
Source: RefSeq, a predicted model, not a curated record